AGUGAGGCUCGAGUACAGUAGCCUAUUGACGUGGGCGUAGCUAUUUCUGUUCCAAAAUGGCAGCGGCCACCAAUGGAGCUACCAAUGGCAAGGACCGCAGUCGCUCACCAAGGAAGGAGCUGAAGGACCCAUCCAAGCUCACUGAGAAGGACUUGCAGGAUGGAUUCUCAGCUCAAGAGAUCUUCAACUCGAACACGAACAUGAGCGGCUACACCUACGAUGACCUUAUUUGCCUGCCUGGCCACAUCAACUUCGGAGUGCACGAUGUGUGUUUGUCUUCUCGCUUCAGUCGCAAGAUCCACUUGAAGACGCCCAUCGUGUCCAGUCCCAUGGACACCGUCACGGAGUCGAACAUGGCCAUCGCCAUGGCCUUGGAAGGCGGAAUCGGGGUGAUUCACACCAACCUAAGCAUCGAGGCACAGGCGAAUGAAGUGGCUCGUGUCAAGAAGUACAAGGCUGGCUUCAUCCUGGACCCAGUGUGCGUGCCACCGACCAUGACGCUGGAGCAGCUUGACACCUUGAAGAGCAAGCUGGGCUUCACAGGCUUUCCGGUGACCGAGAGCGGGCACAUGGGUGCCAAGCUGCUUGGCCUGGUCACCAAGCGAGACACCGACUUCAUUCAGGACCGGCAGACCCGGCUGAGCGCCAUCAUGACGCCGGUGAAGGACUUGGUCACCGCGGAGGAGGGCAUCGAACUGCAGACGGCGAACCAGCUGCUGCAGAAGUCCAAGAAGGGAAAGCUCCCGAUCCUCACCAAGGGCGGCUUGCUGGUGGCUCUGGUGGCCCGAACGGAUAUCAAGAAGAACGUGGAGUUCCCCAAUGCGACCAAGGACCCCAACAACAAGCAGCUUCUGGUGGCCGCGGCCAUCGGCACCAGACAAAACGACCAGGACAGGGUGAAGGCGCUGGUGGCUGCAGGCGUGGAUGCCGUCAUCAUCGACAGCAGCCAGGGCGACAGCGUGUUUCAGCACCAAAUGGUGAAAUGGAUCAAGACCACCUUCCCAAACGUUCAGGUGGUGGCGGGGAAUGUGGUGACCAAGCAGCAAGCCAAGCACCUCAUCGAGUGCGGCGCGGACGCGCUGCGGGUCGGCAUGGGCAUUGGCUCCAUUUGCACUACACAAGAGGUGUGUGCAUGCGGCAGAGCCCAGGCCUCCGCAGUGUACAACGUUGCGAAGCUGGCAGCCCUCUAUGAUGUGCCCAUUUUGGCAGAUGGCGGGAUCUCCAGCCCGGGGCACAUUGUGAAAGCCUUGAGCCUCGGUGCCGGCGCCGCCAUGUGCGGCAGUUUGCUCGCAGGCACAUCGGAGACACCCGGGGAGUACUUCUACUCUGAGGACGGCAAGCGAUUAAAGCGCUACCGCGGAAUGGGCUCCAUCGACGCCAUGAAGAAGGGCUCGGAUGACAGAUACUUCGGAACCACCUCCGCGAUCAAGGUUGCUCAGGGUGUCUCUGGCACAGUCCAGGACAAGGGCAGCAUUCACAGAUACAUCCCGUACCUGACCCAGGGCCUGAGACAUGGCAUGCAGGACAUUGGAGCUCAGAGUGUCCAACAGCUGCAAUCCAUGCUCCAGGCGGGGCAGCUGCGAUUCGAGCUGCGCUCCGCCGCAGCGCAGCGGGAGGGGGGCGUGCAUGGCUUGCACAGCUUCGAGCGCAAACUAUUCGACUCCUGAGCUCGUGUACCAAUUCCUGCAUGUUUAAGCUCUCCAGAUGUCAGCAUUUCUGGACCGCCUAUCU
Effrenium voratum is the source of this 1731-nucleotide messenger RNA. NCBI's taxonomy places the organism in Eukaryota, Dinophyceae, Suessiales, Symbiodiniaceae. The record is from the annotation of a GenBank genome assembly.